Molecule: messenger RNA, 529 nt
Organism: Pararge aegeria (speckled wood butterfly)
Lineage: Eukaryota; Metazoa; Arthropoda; Insecta; Lepidoptera; Nymphalidae
Gene: RpL36
Product: 60S ribosomal protein L36
Exons: 4
Coding region: 139-501 (120 amino acids)
Biological process (GO): cytoplasmic translation
Cellular component (GO): ribosome; cytosolic large ribosomal subunit
Molecular function (GO): structural constituent of ribosome
Source: RefSeq, a predicted model, not a curated record
CAUAAAUAAUAUUUAUUUGAUAACAGUGAUCUUAAAUUUUCUUAAUUAUCUGCCAACUGUCAGUGUCAAAGUCUUUCAAUGUCAUUUCAAUUUGACAAAUCGAUAGUUCUUUCACGUUAAAAUUGUCAAUCGGGAAACAUGGCGCCCCGGUUUGAAAUCGCCGUGGGUCUGAAAAAAGGCCACAAAACAACAAAGAUAUCCGCUGGCAAAAAGGGUAUUACGGACAAAGCUAUCAGAAUCAGACCAGCCAGGCUAAAGGGUCUACAAACCAAGCACUCCAAGUUUGUUCGCGAUUUGGUUCGUGAAGUAGUGGGCCAUGCACCCUAUGAGAAGAGGGUUAUGGAAUUGCUUAAGGUGUCGAAAGAUAAGCGUGCGCUGAAAUUCCUGAAGCGUCGUCUCGGCACCCACAUCCGCGCCAAGAGGAAGCGUGAAGAGAUGAGUAACGUGCUCGUGCAGAUGAGGAAGGCGGCCGCCCAGGCUCACCACACCCACGCCCACUAAUUUGUAAUAAAACCUUAUGUAAGACAAA